Molecule: messenger RNA, 1252 nt
Organism: Scleropages formosus (Asian bonytongue)
Lineage: Eukaryota; Metazoa; Chordata; Actinopteri; Osteoglossiformes; Osteoglossidae
Gene: eef1akmt1
Product: EEF1A lysine methyltransferase 1
Exons: 4
Coding region: 232-861 (209 amino acids)
Biological process (GO): methylation
Molecular function (GO): protein-lysine N-methyltransferase activity; nucleic acid binding
Source: RefSeq, a predicted model, not a curated record
UUCUCUCUCAGCUCCGAGUCCUCAGUCUGUUUGUCCUUCUCCGGCGGCCGUAGGCAGCGUGGAUGCGCGUGUGGAGCAGCUGGUGGCGGCGGCUGCGAACAGCGAGAAGAGGCGUUCACGGCGCGGUUGACGGUCGCUGAACGCGGUUAUAUCGUUCGGACUGCACGCUCGGUCUGGUCCGAACCGCACACAGGAGCUCCUGGAACCCCGAGCCGAGUCCCGAGUCCCGCCAUGAGCGACAGCGACGACGACACCCCGCGGCUCUCUAGCGCCGCCCUGACAGCUCUGCAGGAGUUCUACAGCGAAGAGUCGCGGCGCGGAGCCCCGCAGACGGACGAGUUCGCCGUGGGGUCCGUGGACGAGGACUGGAGUAAGAGUCAGUUCUGGUACGGCGAGGAGACUGCGGAGCGCCUGGCCGAGGAGGUCGCCCGGGAGGCUGGCGAGGGCGGCAGGGUAGCGUGCGUGAGCACCCCCAGCGUCUACCAGAAGCUGAAGCAGCGGCGCGCCGACGUUUUGCCGGUCCUCCUCGAGUACGACCGCCGCUUCUCCAUCUACGGCGAAGAGUUCGUCUUCUACGACUACUCGAACCCGCUGUUCUUGCCCCCCGAGGUCACCGCGCACAGUUUCGACAUGGUCAUCGCCGACCCCCCGUACCUGUCCCAGGAGUGCCUGAGCAAGGUGGCGGUUACGGUCAGGUUUCUCACCAAGGGGAAGGUCCUGCUGUGCACAGGUGCCAUCAUGGAGGAGGAUGCAGAGAAACUGCUGGGUGUGAAGAUGUGCAGCUUCCUUCCCAAACACAACCGCAACCUGGCAAACGAGUUCCGCUGCUACGUCAACUACUCGUCCAGCCUGGACUCCUGAAGCUCCCGGAUGAAACCGCACCAUGUUUUUACCAUAUGGAUUUUGUGUGAAAUAAUUGACUCGUGACGUUGUGUGCAUGUUCUGUACCGCGGCAGGGACAUGAUCCAGGACUGGUUGUUGAAAGAUGUGGGAUUCUGGAACGUUCCUUAGGCUGAUGUCCAGCUGGCGGUGGGUACACGGCUCUCGGAGCGACAGAGAUGGCCCCAGGAAGACGGUCUGACCCGGGCAACACUUAACCGCCUAUAUCCAUCCAUGUAUUCCUCUCCAUGUGGUAAAACAUGGUGUCAAGGCAGGCUUGAAUGCCGCAACCCCAACAGCGAGACUCCAGCUUGUGGCCCCAGAGGGGGUUCGACUCCACUUCCUGGAGCAAUAAAGGAGCCGCAGCAGGACA